AUGGAUAUUACUAAACUGAAAGCAAAUGCCGAGAAGCGUAAAGAGGCUGCUAAUGUAUGUAGAAGUGUGGCAAAAACACUGGAACGAUAUGCCAAUGAACCAAUAGUAUAUGGAGAUACCAUUAUUUCUUAAUUCAAUCGAUGGAGUCAGAAAUGAAACAGCCAUGAUUUUACCAUUACAUUCACUCUUAUAGUUAUAGUUGGUAUAAUAUAGCAGCUGAGUGUAAAAUCAAACUAAGCCCUGAUUCUGGUGUUACAUGGUUGGAACUGACCAUACCAGAUAGAUUUCCUUGCAUCAGACAGAGGAAAACACUCUGUCAGCAUAAUUUGACAGAGUACAACAAUAAUACCUCAAACAUGUAUUUUUAUCUAAUUGUAUUAUGUAGAUGAAUUUAAGAUCAUCUGAAUACUAUAAAAGAUACGACUGUCUCUGUUGAUUUGUGGAACUCAAUAGUCACACCAGGUAAUAAUGCUUCCCAAAGGAAAACAGGAUACAGGCUUUUCCUUGAUAGUGGGAAUGAGGCCCAUCCUUUGAUUGGUAUAAUGCAUACUUGGAUAUUGAUUUAUACAUUGGACAUUGAACACUACUAAACUGUUUAGUCACACACAAAAUAUGUUUCUGUUUUAGACCUGAUUAAUUGUGUCCUUUAUCCACAAGAAAGAGGUUGCAAGAACAUAUGGUACAUUGAUGAGAUACAGUAGACAGUUUAAUGAUUACCUCACCAGGCCAACAAUAGAUGUUAUAUUUGAUAAACUCCAUGGCACUCUGUACUUUGAUCUUACAAAUCAGGAAGAGAAACUGAAAGCCAGUUCAUGUAAGCUGGAAUUCAAGCACACAUUGUCUGUUGGCCCUAAUGCUGAUUCCAAUCUGUAAGUUCAAACACUGCAUGAAGAAGAACUAUCUGUUGAUGUUGUUAGUGGAAAAGCACCUCUGAAAGCUUAAGCAGUAGCGCACAUAAUACAAAAAGCAUAAAAUAACAACUUUUUUUCUCAUAAAAUACAUGUUUUAUAAUUAAUAUAUCAAUAUUAACAUAAUAUAAUAGUAUAAAUGACUAAUAGAUAUCCUUCUUACAAAGUCAUAUUGAGUGACAAUCAAAGAGUAAAAUUAGCAAAAGCAUACCAGGACAAAUCACCCAUUGCUCUACGUUUGUCAAAAGGUGAACUAAUUGGUAAUAAUGAAAUUAUAUUAACAAAAACACAACUCUAG
Molecule: messenger RNA, 1206 nt
Organism: Pocillopora meandrina
Lineage: Eukaryota; Metazoa; Cnidaria; Anthozoa; Scleractinia; Pocilloporidae
Source: the annotation of a GenBank genome assembly